GGAGAAAAAAAAAAAGAAAAAAAAAAGGACCGAGUGACGUCACCGGCAGCCCGAAUUCUGAUUGGUUCAGGAGGUGAACUGGUCCAAGCGCGUCCCCCCUCGGCUGUUAUCUCGCGUGCGCCGGGGUGACAGACAGUCGCAACUUCUCCCUACUUGUCCUUCUGCACAAAACUUUGGAUGACGAGAAUGUAUCUACUCGUCCUUUUUGUUGCAGCUCUGCAAACACUCAACGUGACGCCUGCGCUACAUAUGCGGAGUUAUUUCAUCACAGCGUCCUCUCAAAUCGCAAAGCUGCCAGAGUACUUGGAGGUCAUGUAUGUUGACGGCGUUCAGAUUUUGCAGUUUGACAGCAACAGCCGGAAAACGAAAGCCAAACUGGACUGGGUGAACAAAAUCGCAGCAGAGGAUCCAGACUUGUGGGAGCGAGAGCUGCGCGGCAGUAUCAGCAAUGAGCAGUGGUUCAAAGUCAACAUUGAAAUCGCUAAAGUCAACAUUGAAAUCGCGAAAGAGCGCUUCAACCAAACUGGAGGUUCGUUUUCCGCUCGCACAAUGACGCGGUUGUGCCCCGACUCAUAAACACGCACGU
This is a messenger RNA of Hippocampus comes (tiger tail seahorse), 586 nucleotides long. Its product is annotated as H-2 class I histocompatibility antigen, D-D alpha chain-like. The record is from RefSeq and is a predicted model, not a curated record. The transcript is spliced from 2 exons. Gene Ontology annotation, cellular component: external side of plasma membrane. NCBI's taxonomy places the organism in Eukaryota, Metazoa, Chordata, Actinopteri, Syngnathiformes, Syngnathidae. Gene Ontology annotation, biological process: immune response. Bases 178 to 576 code for a protein of 132 amino acids.